GAAUUUGCAAUUGCAAAAAGCUUCCUUCUUCUUCCUAGUUCCUUUCCUUCGUAAUUAACCACCUUCUUUAUAUAACCUUAAUCCCCCCAAUCCCUCUGAAUUUCCCUCCAAUUUCCCCAAAAUCCUUGCUUUUGAAGCUUUCGUUUGCGCCGUUCAAUGGCAGAUCUCAGCCCCAGGUCUGAGAUCUCCUUCUUGCAAACUUUCCUCUGCAGUGCUUUUGCUGCCUGCUUCGCUGAGUUUUGUACCAUUCCUUUAGACACCGCUAAAGUCAGGCUCCAGCUACAAAAGAAAGCGGUCCCAGGGGAUGGAGCUGGCACACCAAACUAUAGAGGCCUUUUGGGUACUAUGGCUACAAUCGCUAGGGAAGAAGGCUUAGCAGCACUUUGGAAUGGCAUAAUUCCAGGAUUACAGCGCCAGUGUAUUUACGGUGGCUUGAGAAUUGGAUUAUAUGAUCCUGUCAAAAUUUUCCUUGUUGGCAGUGCUUUUAUUGGAGAUUUUCCUAUAUUCCACAAAAUACUUGCAGCUCUAUUGACUGGUGCUCUGGCAAUCAUAGUGGCUAAUCCAACUGACCUUGUGAAGGUUCGACUUCAAGCUGAAGGAAAAUUACCAGCUGGAGUUCCUAAGCGAUAUACUGGAUCCUUAGAUGCUUAUUCUACUAUAGUUAGACAGGAAGGAUUAGGGGCCCUUUGGACUGGGCUAGGGCCAAAUGUAGCACGGAAUGCUAUUAUAAAUGCUGCUGAACUAGCCAGUUAUGAUCAAGUGAAGGAGACAAUUUUGAAAAUUCCAGGGUCCACAGACAAUAUUUUAACUCAUCUCCUAGCUGGUCUGGGUGCAGGCUUCUUUGCAGUUUCUAUUGGCUCUCCUGUUGAUGUGGUGAAAUCUCGAAUGAUGGGAGAUUCAACUUACAAAAACACCUUUGAUUGCUUUGUCAAAACUUUGAAGUACGAGGUAUGCUUUUUCAGUUUUAAUUCGGAUUUUUGGCCUUCUAUAAGGGGUUCCUCCCAAACUUCAGUCGGCUAGGAUCUUGGAAUGUGGUUAUGUUUCUAGUGCUAGAGCAAGCGAAGAACGUUUUCCGGGUAUGAAUAUGCUCGUCUGAUUUCAGUCACCACAAAGCACGAAGACACAGCUUUUGCUUUGGAAUGGCCCUCUUCGAUUGUUAAAGAUUCAUUUUUCCCCCCAAAUUUCUUCUAGGCAUAAAAUCCUUAUAUUUUUGUAUGAUUGGAGAGUUCGAAAGGGAGACACAUAUCAUUGUACCCUUCUUCCUUCAGCUAUACUGGACAAUUAUAUAAAGGACGAUCCCAAGCCAACAAGGUUCCCCACAUUGUGAGUUCGGAGGAGGAACAUUUAUCGUACGCAGUCUUACUCUUGUUUUGCAAAGAGGUUUCCACGACUUGAACCCGAAAAAGGUCACUAAAGAGCAACUUUUCUGUUGCGCCAAGUCCCACCCUCAUACUGAACAAUUAUAUAAAUAUUAUUAUUAUUUUCGCAUUGCCAUUUGAAAUUUAAUAUACCAAAUAAUUAUUUU
Messenger RNA from Pyrus x bretschneideri (Chinese white pear), 1525 nucleotides. Its product is annotated as mitochondrial uncoupling protein 2. Lineage: Eukaryota; Viridiplantae; Streptophyta; Magnoliopsida; Rosales; Rosaceae. The record is from RefSeq and is a predicted model, not a curated record. Gene Ontology annotation, biological process: mitochondrial transmembrane transport; mitochondrial transport. The coding region runs from base 157 to 1020 and encodes 287 amino acids. Gene Ontology annotation, cellular component: mitochondrial membrane. The transcript is spliced from 9 exons. Gene Ontology annotation, molecular function: oxidative phosphorylation uncoupler activity.